AUGGCACGCAGAGAUUCGAUUCCUUUCCGUGCACAUUGUGGUGGUGUCCUUGGUGCCGCUGGGAGUUUCGCGUUCCCUCGAGCUCUCCCUGAAGUGGUGCAGUUGGUGGCUUGCGGUGGUGCCCAUGGUGGAACGUGGAUCAUUUUGGUGUCUUUUUUAAUUGAUGAGUUUAUUCGUGCUUCUAUGGAUGAGCAUAAAACUUGCUUCAAGAAAACAGUUCAGAAGAGGUUUGGUUUGUCCAAGGCUGUUGCAGAGAGGAACACUAACGUUGCCAAAGAAGUUGAGAGUUCUCUGCCUCUUCAGACAGCUUUGCAAGGAAUGGUUUCUGCAACAUUUUCCUUGGUUAUGAAGAGGAAAGAAACAAAUAAGUUCCUCCGCCUUUUGCAUUGACGGGUAGUGUACAUAAAGGACUUAGGAGUCGAAAUCAUUCUCAGUGUUGAUUGGUAAGCUAGUCUCGAUGUUGUGUAAAGUACAUAUCACAAACCUUCACACACAACAAAUGGCAAUUCACGUUUUUUUAUCAUCUUCA
Molecule: messenger RNA, 529 nt
Organism: Vigna unguiculata (cowpea)
Lineage: Eukaryota; Viridiplantae; Streptophyta; Magnoliopsida; Fabales; Fabaceae
Source: RefSeq, a predicted model, not a curated record